This is a messenger RNA of Bradysia coprophila, 1582 nucleotides long. RefSeq names its product actin, indirect flight muscle-like. Lineage: Eukaryota; Metazoa; Arthropoda; Insecta; Diptera; Sciaridae. The record is from RefSeq and is a predicted model, not a curated record.
GACACAACAAUAAUUUGAUGGUAACAGUUCAAAACAGUAUUGUUCGAUCGGUGGCUGGUAUAAAAGUCUGGUCGCAAUUGUUUUAACUUUACUCGCCGAAAAAACACCGGAAGAGCAAUAUUUAACUUGCAGUGCUAAUAACGAGAUAAAACAAACAAUCAGCCAAAAUGUGUGACGAUGAUGCUGGAGCUCUAGUCGUUGACAAUGGAUCGGGUAUGUGCAAGGCUGGCUUUGCCGGUGACGAUGCACCACGUGCCGUGUUCCCAUCAAUCGUUGGACGACCACGUCAUCAAGGUGUGAUGGUCGGUAUGGGUCAAAAAGAUUGCUACGUUGGUGACGAAGCUCAGAGCAAACGAGGUAUUUUAACUUUGAAAUAUCCAAUUGAGCACGGUAUCAUCACCAACUGGGACGAUAUGGAGAAGAUUUGGCAUCACACCUUCUACAAUGAAUUGCGUGUUGCCCCGGAAGAACAUCCAGUUCUGUUGACUGAGGCUCCAUUGAAUCCGAAAGCCAAUCGCGAAAAGAUGACACAGAUCAUGUUCGAAACUUUCAACUCACCGGCCAUGUACGUCGCAAUUCAAGCCGUACUCUCACUGUACGCUUCAGGCCGUACCACCGGUAUUGUAUUGGAUUCUGGUGAUGGUGUUUCCCACACCGUACCAAUCUAUGAAGGUUAUGCUCUGCCACAUGCCAUCCUCCGUUUGGAUUUGGCCGGUCGUGAUUUAACCGACUACCUCAUGAAAAUUCUCACCGAAAGAGGAUACUCUUUCACCACAACUGCUGAACGGGAAAUCGUUCGUGAUAUCAAGGAGAAACUUUGCUAUGUUGCCCUCGAUUUCGAACAGGAAAUGGCUACCGCAUCGGCUUCAACCUCAUUGGAAAAAUCGUAUGAAUUGCCUGAUGGUCAAGUAAUCACCAUCGGCAAUGAACGUUUCCGGUGCCCCGAAUCUCUUUUCCAACCGUCCUUCUUGGGAAUGGAAUCGUGCGGAAUUCACGAGACUGUCUACAAUUCGAUCAUGAAGUGCGACGUCGAUAUCCGAAAGGACUUGUACGCCAACACUGUCUUGUCUGGUGGUACCACCAUGUAUCCAGGUAUUGCUGAUCGUAUGCAGAAGGAAAUCACUGCUCUCGCUCCAUCAACCAUUAAAAUUAAGAUCAUCGCACCGCCAGAACGUAAAUAUUCCGUAUGGAUUGGUGGCUCAAUUUUGGCUUCACUGUCCACCUUCCAAGCCAUGUGGAUCUCGAAACAAGAAUAUGACGAAUCUGGCCCAGGAAUCGUUCACCGCAAAUGCUUCUAAGCCACCACAGACUACGAUCGCAUUUAUGUUAACGCUUUUGUUUCGAAAUGUGAUUGAGAUAUUCACGCUGCCAAUCUUGUUUAAGAUAAGAAUUUGUAAAUGGAAUAUGACAAUAAGCACGAGAAAAGACAUCAUCGAACAUUUGAAAGAUUUUCUUCUAGCAAAAAAUUUGUUUAAAUGUACCACACGGACGUGUUUAAUGAAAAUAUUUUUUUUUGAAUAAAUGACAGCCAAUGUACAUAAAGGUCAUUAAAAAUAAAAAUCAAUUUUGUAUUUAUCUAUCC